AUCGGCGCCGUGUGCAGAGCGCGUGAUUAGGCAUCGUGCCAAUAAUAACUCUCUUCAAAUUGGCUUCAAAUCUUCAAGUGAAGGACGUGGAUGAUCACAAGACUUGCCGACGGUACGUAUGUCAGAGUCGACGAUAAUCGUUGAACGCUCCGAAAGGGUGGGGAUUAUCAAGCUCAAUCGACCUAGGGCUUAUAACGCACUAUCUGGAACAUUGAUCAACGAGUUAUUGGAUGCUUUGAGGUCGUUCGAGAGCGACCCCAGCAUAGGCGCUAUUAUCCUGACGGGCAACGAGAAAGGAUUCUGUGCUGGUGCGGAUAUCAAGGAGCAAAGUGAACUGUCCUUUGUCGAUGCAUACAACCAAGACUAUCUGAAGAAUCUAAAUGACGGAUUUUUUGCUGUCCAUAAGCCAAUAAUCGGGGUCAUCAAUGGUAUCGCACUGGGAGGUGGUUGUGAGCUGGCGAUGAUGUGUGAUAUUUUGUAUGCAGCAGAGAGUGCAACGUUCGGGCAGCCAGAAAUCACACUGGGAACCAUCCCAGGAGCUGGAGGGACACAGCGCUUAAUCAGGGCUAUUGGGAAAUCGAAAGCGAUGCACAUGAUAUUGACGGGGGAGAUUAUUAGCGCAAAGGAGGCCGAAGCAGCAGGGCUUGUGGCUAAGGUUCUCCCCGCAGAGCAGGUCUUUAGUGUGGCCUUGACAACAGCGAGCAAGAUAGCGAGUUUCUCCGCUCCCGUCGUAGCAAUGGCAAAGGAAGCGGUCAACGAAGCUGAAGAGCUGGGGUUGAAGAAUGGGCUACAUUUCGAAAGCAGACUUUACCACGCGACCUUCGGGCUGGAGGAUCAUGCAGAAGGGUUCCAAGCAUUCCUCGCCAGACCCAAGCGUGUAGCGCAGUGGACACACAAAUGA
Suillus discolor is the source of this 901-nucleotide messenger RNA. RefSeq names its product ClpP/crotonase-like domain-containing protein. The coding region runs from base 119 to 901 and encodes 260 amino acids. The transcript has 6 exons. Gene Ontology annotation, biological process: fatty acid beta-oxidation. Gene Ontology annotation, cellular component: mitochondrion. Gene Ontology annotation, molecular function: enoyl-CoA hydratase activity. NCBI's taxonomy places the organism in Eukaryota, Fungi, Basidiomycota, Agaricomycetes, Boletales, Suillaceae. The record is from RefSeq and is a predicted model, not a curated record.